This is a messenger RNA of Musa acuminata AAA Group (dessert banana), 1437 nucleotides long. RefSeq lists its product as uncharacterized. Bases 197 to 1237 code for a protein of 346 amino acids. The record is from RefSeq and is a predicted model, not a curated record. The transcript is spliced from 5 exons. Lineage: Eukaryota; Viridiplantae; Streptophyta; Magnoliopsida; Zingiberales; Musaceae. Gene Ontology annotation, cellular component: membrane. Gene Ontology annotation, biological process: Golgi vesicle transport.
UAACAGCAUGAGGAUGACAAUGCCAGCGACGCUGCGGUAAUCGCAACAAACUACGCCAACCCCUCGCCGACUCCAUCUCGAAGAUCAAUCGAUAAAACGCAUCUCUUCCCUUCCCUUCGCUCCUCAAUUCCGGGGUUCCAUAGAGGAUCAGUGUCUCGAUUUGCCCCUUCUCUUCUGUUGCCUUUGAGGAAAUCCGAUGACGACGUGCUUCGAUCACUGGGAGAAAGAUCCCUUCUUCUCUUCCGCCGAGGAAGUUCAGGAAUCUGCCGAUAGGUUGGAAUCUGUCUAUAGAAGAUGGAUCCACGAAAGCAAGGACGCCCCGGUUUUGAACCGAUCCGGCGGUGACGAAGAUUCAUCUAAGGAGCUCCUCAGUGAGCUCCGGACUGCACUUGGCACCGCAAAAUGGCAGCUUGAGGAAUUCGCCAAGGCAGUAAGGUCGAAUGACAAGGCGUGUUCAGCUGGAGAUGGUACAAGAGCUCGGCAUGACCAGUUUGUCUCAGCAAUUGAGAACAAAAUAUCUGAGGUGGAGAUUUCGCUGUUGCAAUGUAAUCGGAACGAUAGGGAGACCAAAUUGACGUGGGUUCAAUUGGAUGAAGGAGAAUGGGAUGAGCUGGCCCUUUUCCUCUCGCCUCCUUCCUUACCAAAGCAAGAGAAUUUGGUGGCAGCUCCUGCAGAGAGCCAGUCAAACAUGAAUGUUGAGGGUGAACACAGAAAAUGUAUUCACAAUUUAGAUGAAAUCAGCCGAAUGGGAGGAAAUGAGAAGGUGCAAGGACAUCGGAGGAUUGUGAGUGCUAGUGGUGAUAUUGGAUCAUGGAAAAUUUCACUUUCUCCUGAGGAUGGUCCUUGUAGAUCUUCUGAAGAGAGUAUUGUUUUACCCCCUCACAAAGUACCCAGCUUGUCCUGUCUGAUGAAGGCUAUAGAAUCCACAUCAAAUGUUAAGUUGUCAAAAAAUGGUUUUAGGAAAUGGAAGGGCCACGAUCAUCAUCAACCAGAAGAGUUGAUUCCAUUAAGGAAUAACUCUCAGGACACCAAUGUUUGCUAUGAAAAAAGCAAGAGCUGGCUCAAUUGUUCUGGUGCUGAGGAUUACAAUAAGCAGUUUUAUGGAUGGUUGGGUGCUUUUAAUAGACAGCUCCAAAGGUCUCAAUACCAUAUCCAAUAUGGUCGGCUGACCCAAAUAUUUGUGUCUGCAAUUUUCGUUAUUUUGUUACUAGUCUUACUUGUAGUGCGGGCAAUCUAGAAGAGCAGGAAAAUUAUUUCUGAUAAUUUGUAGGUUACAUCCAAGGAUGUAUCGCAACUUGGUAAUUGUAAGCUAAUUUCCUCUUUUUAUGAAUACAUGAGCAUGAAAAAAACAGCUUCCAUCAAAACAUGUGGUCUUUUUCAAUGUAGAAACUUAUUUAUCCUAAAUCAUGUGUUCUAUUCGUUAACAUUUAGUUUAAA